AUGAACAAAGAACUAGAAAACCUACUGCUUUUUUUCUUCGAAUCUUACUAUCAUUCAAGAAACUGCUCCAAAAAAUAAAUAGAAGAAAAACUCAAGCAAUUUGAACUUAAGUUUUAUCAAUCUAAAAAUAAAAGAAUCCAAAUUCAUAUAGAUGAACAGUUCAGAAAACUUGAUCUGAAAUCUAUUAUUCAUGAAAUUGAGUCAUUUAAAGAAAGUAAAGGCUUCUCAAAUUAAUCUACUAAAAUCCCGAUUUCUCAAUCAUAUUAUCUAAACCCAGAAGAAUAAGAUUUCAAUUGUCAAAUAGAAUCUAAGGAAUUUAAACUAAUUAAACCUAAAUUUCAAGACAAUAGAAGCAAUCUCUAAACUAUUACUUAAUCACCGAAUUUCUCAAAUGAUAUUGCGGUUUCUGAUGAAGUUAAUAAACUCACUCCUAUAAGUUCAUCUUCAACAUCCAGCAGAAACAUUGUAAAAUUGAAUCACAAUUAUAAUAUCAAAUCUAAUUAACAACAAAAAUUAAAUUAUACCUAUACCACCUAUAAACUAAUAAAUAAGUCCAUUAAAAUAAUUAAAUAGAAUGAAGUACAAAAGUAUUCAAAAAUUAAGACAGCUGAUUUUUGA
Paramecium sonneborni is the source of this 618-nucleotide messenger RNA. The record is from the annotation of a GenBank genome assembly. Lineage: Eukaryota; Ciliophora; Oligohymenophorea; Peniculida; Parameciidae.